Molecule: messenger RNA, 1131 nt
Organism: Phycomyces blakesleeanus NRRL 1555(-)
Lineage: Eukaryota; Fungi; Mucoromycota; Mucoromycetes; Mucorales; Phycomycetaceae
Exons: 4
Coding region: 1-1131 (376 amino acids)
Cellular component (GO): membrane
Source: RefSeq, a predicted model, not a curated record
AUGGCUAAUGUGGCAGAGCAGCACUUGCCCGUUGUUCAAAAACCAAAACGUGCCAAUGUCCAGAUUGUGAAUGAGGCUACCUCAUUGAUGCCUUCUCAAAACAAAUCAGCAGAUCUUUCGCUUAGUCUAGAACCAACCGAGCGACGAAAGCAAUGGCUCGGGCUAAUUAUUAUGGGCAUGUCUGCAAUGUCAUUCUCAUGUAUGGCCAUGUUAGUCCGAAUCAGUGCCGUAUAUUUUUCGAUAGUAGAUAUCGUCCUGGCCCGUUCUGCUACUCAACUAGUACUGUCACUCGCAAGUUGUGCAGUGCUCGGGAUAAAUCCUCUUGGAAAAUACGGGGUUCGGAAAUGGCUUUUCUUCAGAGCUCUGGUGGGCUCCAUCGGCCUUAUCUUGUUUUUCUACAGUCUGACCCGCCUACCUAUGUUAGAAGCAACCUCUCUCUUCUUUCUAGGUCCGACAUUUACUGCCAUUGUUUCUUAUCUGGUAUUGAAUGAACCCUACACUUUAUUUGAUGGUGUUUGUUCUGUGGGAUGUUUGUUUGGAAUCAUACUAGUGUGGAAGCCAAAGUAUGCCUUGGGCCACCCGGUGGCUGAUCCUACUGCGGGUGUGUACAAUAUGGACCCGUCUCAAUUAGCUGAGGAUGAGAUGGCAAGGUCUUUUGCUAUCUUGUGCGCAGUUGCAGGAGCCAUAAUGUCAGCAAUUGCAUACAUUUCGGUCAGAAAAGUCGGCAAGGGAACUCACCUUAUGGUUCAUUCGGUGUAUUUUGCGGUUAUCUCAUGUGUACUCUGCAUUGGAGGCGUGUUUGUUAUGCCCCCGAACACAUUGCUGCAGGAAGACUGGUCAUCUUAUACCCUUCUUGGAUUGAUGGCGUUAUUUUCUUUUGCAGGUCAAUGCUUCCUGAAUCAAGGCGUACAAAUGGUUCCUGCUGGUCUUGGAGCCUUGAUGCGUAUUUGUGACAUUGUAUUUGCAUAUCUGUCCGGAGUUUUUGUCCUUCAUGAAUACCCUGAUAGUUUAUGUGUGUCUGGUGUGUGUUUGAUUGUUGGUAUGACAACCACUUUAUCUAUACACAAAUGGCAGGUCCAGAAAAUCAGGGCACUAGAAUUGCGUAAACAACGCUCUAGAGAAAGAGUUUGA